Molecule: messenger RNA, 2120 nt
Organism: Morone saxatilis (striped sea-bass)
Lineage: Eukaryota; Metazoa; Chordata; Actinopteri; Moronidae
Product: transcription elongation factor A N-terminal and central domain-containing protein
Exons: 2
Coding region: 853-1851 (332 amino acids)
Biological process (GO): DNA-templated transcription
Cellular component (GO): nucleus
Source: RefSeq, a predicted model, not a curated record
GUCAUAAUAACAACUACCUGCAAACUAGUCUGUCCACUGUAGUGGUUUUCAUGCACGGAAACAUUUCUUGUCCGAACUCCACAACCAUGAAUUAUCCUAAACACUCAUUCAUCUUCUUCCCCCCUAACAUGUAAUUGCACAACAGCUGAAGGGAUCUUGCCUCAUCUUGUUGUGAGAUACCUUCCACUCUUGAAUUCUUGCCUGGAGGCCGCCUGGUUGUCUGUAUACCACGACUGCAUGUUUCUGCACGCCAAAUCCAAUCAUCCAACUCUAUAGCUCUUGCAAAAUCACAACCAGCCAGAAAAAAAGUAAAGUGUAGCCAUUAAUCCAUGAACAUUGUUGAAAUGAUCUCUUUAUUGAAUACUCUAAUCCCUAGGAUAGUGGGUUACGUGAUCAACUCAUCCUGUGCUUUGACACAUUAAUCCAGCUUUGUUGUUAUUGUCAGAAAAGAGUUGUGAAAAUAAACAGAAAUCCAGCUUGGUUUCUGAAUUGGGGAUAACCUGAAAAGCCAAAUGCAAACACCUAAAUCUUUACGUAAAGUCACAAAAUCACAGCACAACUGCGAGGCCCUGUUACUGUGACACAAUACCAGACACAACACACAGCACACAAACUGUAGAAAAACAAUCUAAUAAAAAAGAGGUGUCAUACACGUCAAACUGUGUGCACAAACUUAUGGAAAAACCCUUCAAGAUCUUCACCGAGCAUCUAAUUCUAUGAGUGGACAGCACCAUCUAGAGGUGAAUUCAGGCAAUUUCCUGUUUUGAAGACAGAUCCAACAUGGCUGCUCCCUUGUAGACGAUUUUCUGUGUUACUGCUUGUAGCUGCAAACCAUGAGGAAGUUCAGCCACCAUGGAUGCAAAGGAAAUAGUCCACUGUGCUCUGCAGAUAGAGAGAUCCAACGCAGACAGAAGCUAUGGGAACAUCUUGACCCUCCUCGGUGACCUUGAUAAGUCGCACAUCACAGCAGAGCAGCUGGAAACGACGGACAUUGUUAAAGUUCUCUACAGGCUCCUGAAAACCUGCCCCGAUGGCAGCGUGAAGAAGACAGCAAAGGGCUUGUUGUCCAAGUGGAAGAGACAGUACAGCAAAGAUAGACGAGAUGUGAAAUGCACAGAGGAGAGCGAGUGUCCUGAGCUCUCUUGCAGGGUUAAAGAGGCUGCGGGUGGAGGAGACUCCAAACAGGCUGGCUCAGCACAGACGUGUGACAGCAGGGUGGAGAGUGCAGAAGAAGAAGCAUCAUCCUCAGGGGCGAAAGAUGGCCUCCAGACUCUGUCUUUAAGCGUAGGGAGCUCAUCUGCAUCCUGUAGUUUAUCAUCUGUAAGAUCUAAAUGCGUCCAGCUCCUCCUCGCUGCCCUCUGCCCCGAACUUCCUGACCAACACAAUGCUGCGGAGCUAGCCGGAGACAUCGAGCAGCACAUCCAUGAGCUCCACAAGUCCAGCCAGCUCAGAUACAAAGCCUGUGUGAGGAGCAAGGUAGCCAACCUGAGGAAUCCUAAAAACGAACAUCUUCGUCAGGGCCUCCUCAGCGGUUUGCUGUCGCCUGAGGCCUUCGCUCGGAUGUCUGCAGAGGAGAUGGCGAGCACAGAGCUCCGGCAGCUGAGGGAGGAGUACUCGUCCCGCGGUGUGAGCGAAAGGCAGCUUCCUCAAGGGCUAGAGGGGACGCCGACACAGAAGAUCCGCUGCAAAAAGUGUGGGGGGUCAGACUGUAGGGUGACGCAGGUGUCCAGGGGGGCCCUUUUCCUGCCCGCGUGGGUGAGGCGGGGCGGCCCUGACGAGGACGCGAUGACUUUUGUGACCUGCAGCGGGUGUGGACAGCAGUGGUACCACAGUGGCUGGGUCUGCCUCUAAAUCCAGAUUAAUGGUUUCAUAUUGCUUCCAUACACAUCUGAGCUUUCUACUCCUUACAUUUUCAGUUAGCUUUGCACAGAAACAGCCGGUACACAUGGCCUUCAGAGAAACCAACAGUCUACUUUUAUACUUUAUACUUUGAGUAAAUUCAUGUACUUUUUCACUUUUACUUGAGUAAAUAUGUUCAAUCAGUAUUUCUACUUUUAGUCUUUUAUUUAACACAAGUAUCUGCACUUCUACUUGAAUAAAAAAGGUCUGUACUUUUGCAA